CUCAAUUGACAACCAUUAAUUUGUUUAUAAUACGUCAUAUUUAUUUUUGUACGCGGCGUACAGUACGCCUAUACGGGCUAUAGUGGCUAAACCAUAGAAUAUUCUGUGGCUAUACUAUAUUACUAUAAUAAUUAAUAACUAAUUGGUUAUCAGCACGAAUAUAGAUACUGUAUAGAAAUCUAUAUCCGUGGUUAUCAGUCAUCAUUAUUAGAUAGUAUCACUGAGUGGUGAUCGGGCCGCGGGGAAGUGCAUUUAUACGUUAAACGCACCUUCGUUAAAAAUAGAAUAUCCGGGGAGCCCAAAUAAACCGCAGGAUGAUAUAUCACGUAUUUUCAUUAAUUCGUUAUCAACAGUUAUAUUUUAAUCUAUAAUAAAUUUGUUAUAGAGUUUUAUAAUUUGUUUUGUUAGUUGGUCAUUUUACAUAUUAGUAUUUACGCGUUUCAUGUUUGUGAAAAUUGAGUAAACCUACGUCGUACAAGAAAAAAUGUUCAGUAUAUUUAAUUUAAAAAAAAAACAGAAUGCUUCUGCUAGUUUUCAUUUAACUGAACAGACCGAUGCCGAAUCAGUAUUAGUCGAAACAUUAACUGCUGAAAAUACUGAAGUUCCAGUUGCAAGUAUAAAUUUGUUUGAUUCAAGUACGCCCGACUUAGAUUUAGGUGAUUUAAACACAGGCCCUAAGCAACCAAUAUUAAAGGCGAGUAAUGUAUCGACACUGGUUUAAAAAUUAAAAUAGGUAGUAGUUUUUUUUAGUUUAUACUUAUUACCUAAGUAAUAAGUACCUAUAUUCUUACUUUUCUAUAUAAAAAAUCCUAUUAUUUAUUUUUAAUAACCAUGUGAGUUAACUAAUUUUUUUCACCAGUUAACUUAAGUACAAUUAAAUUGAUGUGUUUACUAUUUAAUUUGUCUUAGGUUUAUCCAAAAACUAAAUUUGGAUCUCAAAAUCGAGCAUUUUCUUCAACAUACUUUAAAGAUUUUAAUUGGAUGGAAUAUAGUAUUCAAAAAGAUGCUAUUUGUUGCUAUCCUUGUCGCAUGUUUGCUGUAACUUCUGGUCACAAUGAAGAAACUUUUACUAAAACCGGCUUUAGUAAUUGGAAGAAGUUAAGUGGAGCCAAAAAUGCUAAAGCCAAAAAUACUAGGAUUCAAAAUCAUGCAUGUUCUGAACAUCAUUUAACUGCCAUAGUUAAAUGGACUGAAUAUAAAAAAUCAUGUCAAUCUGGUAAUAGUAUUAUUUCCCAAUUAACAGCUGCUCAUACUGAACAAAUUAAACAAAAUAGAGAAUAUAUGAAAUGUAUAAUUGAUAUUGUUUUAUUACUUGGCCACCAAGGUUCUGCUUUUCGAGGUCAUCGUGAGAAUGAUGCUUCACAUAAUAAAGGUAAUUUCAAAGAAUUAUGUGAACUCAUGUCAAAGUAUUAUCCGGAAUUUAAAAAUAAAUAUUUUAACGAUGCGACAAACCACUCUAGUUGGUUAAUACAAAACGAUCUGAUUAAUAUUUGUGCUGACAAUGUAAAAAGUACUAUCAUCAAAGAAAUACAAGAAAGUGGAAUGUUCAGUAUUUCUUGUGAUGAAGCUAGGUGUCACAAACAGGAACAACUAUCAAUUUGUAUUCGGUACCCAAAACAAUGGGAUGUACAAGAAAGAUUUUUGUGCUUAGUUGAUGUUUCAAGAAGUCAAAAUGCUGAUGCAUUAGUUUCUGAAUUACUUAAUUUUAUCAAUUCAUCAAAUUUAGAUAAAGUUCCAAUAAUAGGUCAAUCAUACGAUGGAGCAAAUGUGAUGUCUGGGUCUAAGAGUGGUGUGCAAACAAAGCUAAGAGAAGCUCACCCUCAAGCUAAGAAUGCUAUCUAUGUACACUGCAUGGCACAUAAAUUGAAUUUGGUGGUAGUCGACAUGUGUAAACAUAUAAAGGAUGCAAGGAACUUGUUUAAUGGAUUAGAAGCUCUUUAUGUUUAUUUUUCACGACCCUCCACAAAUUUUAAACUUUGUGAAAUGCAAAAAGAGCUAGGUUUAACUAAGAUUACUCUUUCCCAAUUAAGUGACACUCGGUGGGUCUGUAGAUUUAAGAGUUGUGAUGCUCUUAUUAACAAUUAUGAUGCUAUUGUCAAUGUUUUAACUAAUGAAAUUGAUGAACAGGAGAGUAAAGAUGUCGCUCAAGCAAUUGGUGUCUUGGCAACUAUAAAAAAUUUUAAAUUUAUUAUAUAUUUGUUUAUACUCCAUGAUGUUCUGAAAAUAAUAAAUAUAUUGAGUGUACAAUUACAAUCAAAACUGGCAACAUUAGGAAGUUCGGCAUGCUUAAUAAAUGGAGUUAAAGAAACUCUGAAAAAAAAUCGUACUGCCAAAUAUUUUGCAGAAUUAUGGGAAAAAAUUAUUAAUUUUGCAGAAAAUAAUGAUAUUUCUAUCAAUAUACCCAUAGGUUCUAAAAGACAUAGAACAGAAACAAAAACCUUGAAGGAUUACCAUGUUACUGUUACAACUGCAGCUGAGAACUCGUUUUACGAAGAUGAUUUGUCAAAGAAAAAAUAUUGGGAAGAGCAUGCUAACUAUCCAAUAUUAGAUGCAAUUAUUGGUAGUUUGAGUACUAGAUUUUCAGAGGAGAGUUUAAAAAUUGCGUCAGCAGUUGAUGAAUUAUUUAAAUUAAAUUUUCAACAAUCAUCUUUUCUUAUUGAUUAUUACAAAGAUACUUUUGAUAUCAAUUCUUCAAACUUAAAAUGUGAAAUGAAUGUGAUGAAAAACAUGAUGAAAGAAGUUAAUUUUGAAAAUAUCAAAAAACAUUUAAAUAAAGAAGUAUUUCCUAAUUUAUUUAAAAUUAUGCAAGUGGCAAUAACAUUACCAGUGAGCUCGGCCACUUGUGAAAGGUCCUUUUCAACUAUGAGAAGGAUCAACACAUAUGUCCGAGCUAACAUGACUCAGGGCCGAUUUACUAAUUUGGCAAUAUUAAAUAUCGAAAAAGAUAUUAAAGUAGAUAAUGAAUUAGUAUUAAAUACAUUUGCAAAAUCCAGCCGAAGAAUUCAACUUUAAAAAUGUAUUGGGUAAAUUUUUUUAAAUAAAAAUUGUUCUAUAAUUAUAUUAUUUUGUUGUUACUUAUUGCUCUAAAGCCAUACAUACUUACAGUAUUAAUAAUUCCUAUUGUUUUCCUAAAAGUUAUGUGGUGUAUAAUGUAUAUUAGGUAUAUAUUAUAAAUAUCAUUUUGAGAACUAUUACAAGUAGGUAGAUGAAAUAGGAUAGCACAUUUGAAAAAAAUAUUUAAUAAGUUUUAUUUUCUGUCAAUAUUAUAAUAAUUAAGUACGCAGUAUACAAUAUACCUAUAAUCUGUAUGUUGUACUAAAAAAAUAUUUAGGUAUUAAUUACUUGUAUAAAUGCUUCAUUUAGUAGCUAGGGCUUCAGCCCCCUAAAUCUCAAACGCUAUUUGCGCCUAUGGUAUCUACCUAUAUAAAAUAUAACAAUAUGCGUCAUGAACGUUUCAAAUCCCAUUGAAAAACAUUUUUGUCUGAAUUACAACAAAAUAACUAAAUUUAUGAAUAUUAGUUUAAAUAUUUAAUUCUGUCCAAAUUCGAACUUGAAUGACGAAUGCUUAUAAAAGAAAAUUGUGUUUAUAGGUGUAUACACUAUACUUGAUACUUGACAGUAAUUAGUACUAUGAUACUUUUUAGAUCUGAUUAUUUAAUUUCAGUAGGUAAUAAACUAAUAACUUAUGAGGUACCUUGUGUUAAAAAAUCAAUAUCUUCGUCUCUCUGUUCAGAGUCUAAGAUAAUACACCAUCAUUUACUUAUAAAUUUCUUAACUCGGAUUGCAUAAAAAUAAAAAAAACCUUGAAUAAUUAGA
Molecule: messenger RNA, 3816 nt
Organism: Metopolophium dirhodum (rose-grain aphid)
Lineage: Eukaryota; Metazoa; Arthropoda; Insecta; Hemiptera; Aphididae
Product: zinc finger MYM-type protein 1-like
Exons: 8
Coding region: 982-3012 (676 amino acids)
Molecular function (GO): protein dimerization activity
Source: RefSeq, a predicted model, not a curated record